Messenger RNA from Kickxella alabastrina, 1083 nucleotides. RefSeq lists its product as uncharacterized. Bases 83 to 817 code for a protein of 244 amino acids. The transcript has a single exon. Lineage: Eukaryota; Fungi; Kickxellomycota; Kickxellomycetes; Kickxellales; Kickxellaceae. Gene Ontology annotation, biological process: protein monoubiquitination; protein polyubiquitination. The record is from RefSeq and is a predicted model, not a curated record. Gene Ontology annotation, molecular function: metal ion binding; ubiquitin protein ligase activity.
AAAUUUUAAAAAUUAUCCACCACUCAUAUAUUAAAGCUUUUCAUUUUCGUUUUAAUUUUCGGUUAUUAUAUUAUUUUCAAUUAUGAGUGACAAAAAACCCGAUUCGAAUUCCGACUUUAAUUCUAGUUCCAAUUCCGAUUCUGAAACUCAAUCAGCAAGCAGUGUGGACUUGGAUAUGCCGCAGCAGCAGUAUCUGUGUCCAAUAUGCUUGCAAUCCGUCAGCAACAAAUGCUACACCGACCCCUGCUACCACCAAUACUGCUUGCCUUGCUUCUUGCAAUGGGCAAACCACAGUCAGCGCUGUCCGCUUUGUAAUGCACACGUAACAGCCACUAUCCACUACACUUUAACAGCCAGCCAGCCCGUGCGAACACCACUUCUUACACAACGACAGACACCUCCCACGACGCCUGCUAGAUAUAUUCAAUAUGGGCGCAGCCAUUUGUUAGAGCAAGCAGAUAUUGAAUUGGGGAUGCGAAAGCGUGAGUCUGUUUAUCGACACAAUCUAUGUCGAGUGAAUAACAACAGGCGCAUGCGGGUGUCUCAUCUUGGGUCGUUGAAGAAAAUGAUUCAAAAUGAGAGAUGCAGAGAGUGGAUUCGGAGAGAUUUGCGUGUUAUUUUGGGCGUACACCAUGUCGGGUUUUUCGAAGAGAUGGCAGUCGCUAUGGUUGGCACCGGCGAUGUAGCAGGAUUGGAAGUAGUUCUAGGAGAGAAAACAGGGCGGUUUGCCGACGAGCUGGUGGCUUUUGCUAAUUCAUCGUUGAAAAUGGGGGUUUACGACAAGUACGUGGCUUACGAUACAUUGUCAAUUAGUUGACUUUAAAUAGUUGUACUUGUCGAAUUAUUAUUUUAUAGCAAUGCAUUUAAACGCGUAGGUUGAUAUGCAUGCAGGUGAGCGACCUCUUUUUUUAAAUGUCAGUCAAAAACAUUAGAAAGAAAUUACACGGCGCUGUUGUAACCUUUGGCAAAUGAAAAACAAAUGUUGGCAUUUACAGCUUGGAUGGAGUUCAAAGACACAGUGCGUAAAAAUAAAUUACGUUAUUUCAAGUUCAUUUUAUUUAUUUUUUGUUUAUUAAAGACCAG